This is a messenger RNA of Rhizophagus irregularis DAOM 181602=DAOM 197198, 681 nucleotides long. RefSeq lists its product as uncharacterized. NCBI's taxonomy places the organism in Eukaryota, Fungi, Glomeromycota, Glomeromycetes, Glomerales, Glomeraceae. The record is from RefSeq and is a predicted model, not a curated record. Gene Ontology annotation, molecular function: calcium ion binding.
AUGGCUGAAAAAUUAAACAAGAAGGCUUCUAUCAGAACUACCGGAAAAUUGGAUAGGAAGGUAGUCAGCAAAACUGCUAGUAAAUUGGACAAGAAGGCGGCUAGUAAAACUACUCAAAAGAAGGCAGUUAUUACUACCAAUAAUCUAGACAAAGCUCAAAUUAAGAAGAUUUUUGACGUUUUUGACUAUAACGGUAAUGGUAUCUUGUCUCUCGCUGAAAUUGAUAAAGCUGUUAUUGAACUCUAUCCUCACCUCGCAAAAGAUAAGCCUGCCAUCAUGCGAGCUUAUAAAGCUGCCGAUACUUCCAAAGAUGGUUUCAUUGAUUUCAAAGAAUUUGGUCGUCUCAUCGAUCUUCUUCAUUACUACAAUGAGCUAUUCAAAAUAUUUAAUAAACUUGAUAUAGAUAAUGACAGGCGUAUCGAUUUUGGAGAAUUCAAAAAAGGUCAUAAAUUAAUUGGAAUAAAUGUGGUAUCAAAUAAAGAACUUAAAGCCAAGUUCAAUGAAAUUGAUACGAACCUUGGAGGUUACAUUCUCUUUGAUGAGUUCUGCAUUUAUGCUGCAAAGAUAAAAUUGAUAUCCGAUAUACCUCAAGAUACUCAAGAUACUCAAAAUAGUCAAGAAGAAAUACCACAGGACGUUCAGAAUAAACAAGAAGUUCAGGAAACUCAAACAAAAUUAUAA